Molecule: messenger RNA, 3902 nt
Organism: Ruditapes philippinarum (Manila clam)
Lineage: Eukaryota; Metazoa; Mollusca; Bivalvia; Venerida; Veneridae
Exons: 3
Coding region: 231-2510 (759 amino acids)
Molecular function (GO): protein binding
Source: RefSeq, a predicted model, not a curated record
CACGAUAUAAUAAUAUACUAUACAGUGCAUAACACAACAACUGUAAGAAAAGUACACAUUUACAUUAAACAUUAAUCAUUUCUUAUGAAUACUAGUAUUGGUUUCUUAAACUGAACCAUGAAAAUGAAAUGUAUGCACGUGUAUGUAUAAAGUGAGUUUUAACUUUCGUUACAUAUUUUGAGUCGAUACUGUUUAAUCUUGGAGUAACGUAAACAAAAACAGAAUUCAAAAUGGAGGUAGCUAAUUCUAGAUUCGACAAAAACAGCAAAGGGAUGACAUUUGACCCGAGCAAGGUCAGUCUCACUGACGUUGACCCAGUUAGCAAUGUGCCGUAUUUACACGAAUCAUUCGUUCUCCAUACUUUCGUACCCAUACGAUACGUCAGACGACAAAAGCCAUUUGAUGAUCCAACGUUCACGGGCAUGUACCCAGACGGUUACCGGAUUCCAACAGUGCUCACAAAAGAUAACAAAGGUAACGUAUUUAAGAAGACAACAUUUGAUGAUGCUGUGGUUUGUAUGAUGGUUGGGAAAGAGACAGUCGGUCCAGACGACGAAAAUGCAAAAGAUAUUGAUAUACUUACUAAUUACGAUCAGAUGCGUCCAGGAUACUUAUGUCUUCACGCAAAAAAUCAAUCGAGACCGACAAAAAGCGCCCCUGCAAUCUCGCGAGAACGAACAAAAACAAUGCUGCAAUCUGAAGUAACUUCACGUGGUACUUCUUCGAGAACUUAUUUGAGGAAACAAAAUCAAAUACACGAAGAGUCACAGAUAGCAGAAGAUAACGAAUCACUUACCCCACGGACAAUUUCAGCUACACCCAUCAUGAAAACACGACGGAAAAAACUGCCAGACAACGUUGAAUAUGCACUUGCUCUGAAGCAUCCAUCUUGGCCGGAAGUUGCAUCAGAGUGGGGAACACGUGGUCGAAAUUUUGGAUGGCCUGGGAAAAGAAUCGAAAACAAGAUCCAGUCGUCUGGAUGUCACGUGACACCCGGGGCACAUCCGAAAAGCGAAGACCCGGAUGUAGAAUGGGAGUUUACGUUUUUUGAAGCGGAACGGACUCUUGAUAAAGAAGCAAUAUCUUCGGUUCAGCGUCAGUGCUUUAUUGUGUUCUGCCUGUUAUGUAUGGAAUGUAUAGAAAAGAAGGCUAUUUCUUUGCGUCAACUGAAAUCAGUACUUUAUUUUACCUGUGAAACAACUGAUCCUCAAGUGUGGAGAACAAACAAGGCUGUAUGUGUAAACAAACUUUUAGACACUUUAUUAGAUGGAGUUCGGAAUGCUAAUCUACCGGACUACUUCGUUCCUAAAAAUAACACAAUAAGUCAUUUAGAAAAGGAACAAUUAAUGCAGUUAGAUUCUGAUAUUUCUGCUGUGCGAAACAACACCGCGCAGUUUCUGUUGAACCUCACUGACUCGUGUGCCUUUGUUAACAUUUUCCCUUUCUAUUGUAAUGUUAAUGAACUUUUUAAACCGUUCAUAUUAAACGCAGAGGAGUUUUCCAAAAAGCAGGAAAUAGAAAAAGCCGUAAGAGCGCUGCUCACUGUCACAGACGAAUUAUGUAGCAGCUUUUACCUGGACGCUGGCUUUGAGACAUACGAGGAGUCUUAUGAAGAAAUCCACAUCUACGUGCAAUCAUUAAUUGCUCAUGGAGUCUCGGGCUUUGAAGAGGCAAUUGAGUAUUUCAUCAAACCACUUCAAGGAGACUCUGAAGCUCAGAAACACCUCCAGUAUCUGCCUCAGCUACUGAGUCAAAAGAAUAUCUCACUAAGUGAAAAAUUGCCUCCAUUUGAGAUUUGGCGCCCGAUUAGAAUGUGUCGUCUGUUGAUACAAAAAUUUGCAAACGACAAAGAAGGAUCUCAUUUGUAUGACCAUCUGGGUUGUAUGUAUCACUCUGCAUCAAAGGUGUUCGAAGAUCAGCGGCAAGACACGCUGAAGAAAGCUGACGCUGCAUUUAAGGAUGCGAUCGGUAAACAGGAUUGUGGGAUAGGUACAUAUGUUGAUUAUGGCCGCUUUCUAUGCAAAACAAAGAAAUACGAAGACAGCCUACCGUUGCUUAGAAAAGUAGUUCUAAAGGAAUUAAAGAAACCUGAAAGUGUCAAUUUCUAUGGUUGCAUGGAAUCUCUCGUUGCAGAUGAAUACAUCCAAAGGGAAAUAGAAGCCACAGAUGGUCUUGAAAUAUUGUCUUGUGCAUAUGCUCUGUAUCUUACGUGCGAAUGUUAUAUGAAGCUGAAGAAAAAGAACGAUUUGAUGAAAUGCUUAGAACAGUACAGCGACUUCUGUAAACAGAUCAAAGAUCCUCAGUCCAUAGCGUUGCUAGGAUAUACUCGGAUGAAACUGCAUCAGUUCAAAAAGGCAGCAGCGUGUUUUAAACAAGUGCAAUACCUGCAGCCGGAGAAUAAACUUGUUAAAGCAAAUAUCACGGCUUGCGAAAAACACGAAGCGCGGGAUGUUCCCGACGAUCAGUUGAACAUAGAAAAGAAACUUACAAAAUUAAGUCUAUGGAAAUAAGCUUUUACAUAGAGCUUUUAUAACUUUUGCUACUAUGUAGCAUGUAUUUAUUCUUUACCUGCAGAAAUGAAUAUGCCCUGCUUUGAGUGGAACCAGCUUGAUGGACUUCAAUAUCAAAACAAAUUGAGCUAUAGUAUAGAGCCUUGUCAGACGGGUGACAAAAGUUGAUCACUUCCGGUUACAGCAGGUUGAGAGCAAAAUUUUAUGAUCCUCUCAAUUUUUGAAUGUGUUCCUUUAAAAACAGAUAAACGCAAUAUUUGAUGAUUAUUACGCAGAAUUAACUUUCCGUUUUUAGAAAACAUGUUUUACAACUAAGGAUUUUUAGAAACGUUUAUAACGAUAUGUUUUUUUAGCAGAAUGUUUAAGCUGGUCCUUUGUUUUCACCGUCAUAAUCAUGUCGUUGUUUCAAAAUUUUGUAAGUUUUUUACAAAUAUAACACAAACAACAUCUCGUAAAUGUUUCAAAAUAAUAAAUUCAAUACAUUUUCACAUUUUCAUGUACAGAAUGUUGAGUUCUGCUUAAACAUGAUUUAAAGGCCGCGGAUGGUAGCUUGCAUAAAUCGGAGUACCCCGUCGACUAUUCAUAAUCAUCUUGGAUUAAAUACGAAAAUAGAAAGUAUUUUUACAUCUGAUUUCAUAUGUAAACAAAAACUAUGGAGGCUGAUUUGGUACACUGCGCGUUGCGUUGUCUAAAACGACAACACAACCUAUAUCGUUAUUGCCUUUUCAUCUUGUCGCUAGCGAAACUUGCCAAACGGUGCGUUGCCGCGAUGUCGCCCUGUCGUUUGGCUUAUACAUAUAUACAGAUAGCAAAUCCUUUAAUUUGAACCGUUUCACAAUGUCUUGUCGCUAGUGAAACAUGCCAAACGGCGCGUUGUUGCAUUGUCGUUUUAUCGUCAUGUCGCUAGCGAAGCACUUAAAACGGCGUGUUGUCGCGAGGUCGUCCUGUGUUUGACUUAUACAUAUAGCCAAUCCUUCUAUUUGAUCCGAGCGACAAUGUGACAUCGCACAACACACCGCACGGCAACGCGCCUUUUGGCGUAUAUCAUUAGCGACAGGACGACAAGACGAAAGUCCGACAACGCGCUGUUUGGCGCUUUGUCGUGCUGUCGCUAUAAACAACACGACGCACAAAAAUGUAUCAAAUCAGCCACCAUAGAGAAAGUAUUUUUACCUCUGAUUUCAUAUGUAAACGAAAACUAUAGAGGCUGAUUCGGUAAACAUUGCGCGUUGCGUUGUCGUUAUUGGCUUUUCGUCCUGUCAUCUUGUCGCUAGCGAAACGCGCCAAAUGGCGUGUUGUCGUCUUGUCGUCCUAUCGCUAGCAAAGCACGCCAAACGGCGCUUUGUUUAGCUACGCUUUGUCGUAAUGUCGCUCUGUCGUUUGGCUUUUAUA